AUGGAAGACGUGAAGCCUCAGUGCGGCAACAAGGAGGGAGGGGGACAAGACGAAUACGACUUGCCUCUUCAUGUGGUUGGCCUCUUCGUGGUUCUGUUCAUGUCGUGUCUCGGUAAUUAUCCCCAACUACAAGUCCAGUAUCUUGCUGUAUCUAAUAGCGCCCUAGGAUGCGGCUUCCCCGUGGCGGCCAAAAAAAUCAAAUGGCUCAAGAUUCCCCCCAAGGUGUUUUUUGCCUGCAAACAUUUCGGCACAGGUGUUCUUAUAGCAACAGCAUUUGUUCAUAGCUUGGGAGAUCCCUGUCUCCCCGACUUGUUCACCAAGGACUAUCCUCCUCUGCCCGGCGUCAUCAUGAUGGGCUCUCUGUUUGUUCUUUUUGUUAUCGAAAUGUGGCUUAACUCCAAGACGGGCGGACACUCCCACGGCGGGCCAACGGGGGCCGGUCUUACUGAUCAUCAUCAACAUGGCGCGGGUCGGCCACAGGCACACUCGAGGGGACAGCAACACGCGCACCAUCCGGCGGCUGUCUCUGGCCAGGCAAUUGUUCACCAGAACCCCGCCAUGGCGUCGGACCAGAAGUCACCCGUGUCGGACUACGACAGGAAGUCGUUGGGUGAGAAAUCGUUUGAUGAUCGGACUCUUCACAAUUACGACGACUACGAGAGGGGCCGCAGGCUGUCGACAAUGCCUGCCUGGUUCGUCGCCUUUUAUGAGCAAUAUGUUCGACAGCACACGGAGAUUAUGGAUGCACUCCAAUCCCCCAAGGACAGUCUCAAUGCCGUAGACGAAGAGAAGGCCCAAGUCACAAUCACGGAAUAUGCCGUGGAAGGCGAGGAGGCCGUGGACCAGACCCUCUUGAAGAAAAUGUCUACCAACAUCACCUUGCUUGAGGGAGGUAUCUUAUUUCACUCUGUUUUCGUGGGCAUGACGGUAUCCAUCACAAUAGAGGGUUUCGUCAUUCUUCUCGUCGCCAUCUCGUUUCACCAGCUGUUUGAAGGUCUCGGUCUGGGCUCCCGAAUCGCAGCCGUACCAUACCCCAAAACCAGCAUCAGACCGUGGUUGUUGGUGUUGGCAUUCGGAACUACUGCACCAAUCGGACAAGCCAUCGGUCUCAUGACGAGAAACACCUACGACCCCGACAGUGCCUUUGGUUUGAUUAUCGUUGGAGUAUUCAAUGCAAUUUCCUCCGGGUUGUUGAUCUACGCUGCGCUCGUCGACUUGCUGGCCGAGGACUUCUUGUCCCAAGAAGCAAACCAGCUCAUGCGCGGAAAGGAAAAGGCCAAGGCAUUUGCUUGGGUUCUCCUCGGAGCACUCGGCAUGUCCAUUGUGGGCGCUUUUGCUUAG
This is a messenger RNA of Metarhizium acridum CQMa 102, 1341 nucleotides long. The record is from RefSeq and is a predicted model, not a curated record. NCBI's taxonomy places the organism in Eukaryota, Fungi, Ascomycota, Sordariomycetes, Hypocreales, Clavicipitaceae.